Scomber scombrus (Atlantic mackerel) is the source of this 3263-nucleotide messenger RNA. RefSeq names its product opioid growth factor receptor (gene ogfr). The record is from RefSeq and is a predicted model, not a curated record. The transcript has 7 exons. Lineage: Eukaryota; Metazoa; Chordata; Actinopteri; Scombriformes; Scombridae. Gene Ontology annotation, molecular function: opioid growth factor receptor activity. Gene Ontology annotation, cellular component: membrane. The coding region runs from base 175 to 1854 and encodes 559 amino acids.
CAACGCUGCCGCUGCCUGUCUGAUGGUCGACUGCAAAGACGGAUGGUCAGGGCCGUCCUACGUCUCUAACCUGAAAAUGAAAGAGUAACCUGAUCCAUGUCCGUUUACAGCACUGAACCCGGAUACGUGUGUAUUUAGCUCCAGCUAGUUAUUAACGCGUUUUCUUUUUAAAUAAUGGAGGACGACUGUGUGUGUGAGUACGACUCGACCUGGGACACAGAGAGUGAUGGAGACGACCCGGCCGGAGAGAGCCAAACACGUCGGUCAAGUCAAGACAAAAACAAAUCUGGUUGGACUUUAGUAACAUGGCAUCACACGCCCAGAAACAUGAGGGCAGCAAAGGACAUGCAGAACUACAGGAGAGGAUACCCAAAUCUGACAGAUGACGAUUGCUCCGAGGACAAAAUGAACAAUUUGCAGUUUUAUCUCAAUAAAUUUCCCUCCGCCCCUGAUGAUGUUUACAUUGACUCAUUUCUUAAAGAAUGGAAAAAUGACUACAAACGACUGGAGAGGGUUCAUUCGUACAUUCAGUGGUUGUUUCCACUUCGAGAACCGGGGGUUAAUUAUAUGGCUUCAGAACUCACCAAGAAGGAGAUUGAAGCCUUCAAAAAGAAUGAAGAUGCCAAAAAGAGACUAAUCGAGUCCUAUGAACUCAUGUUGGGCUUUUAUGGCAUCCGUUUGGUCAACAAAGAGACGGGUGAAGUGAAGCGAGCGGAGAACUGGAAGGAGCGCUUUGGAAACCUUGAGCGGAAUAUGCACAACAACCUGCGCAUCACUCGUAUCCUGAAGAGCCUCGGAGAGCUGGGCUUUGAGCACUAUCAGGCCCCACUCGUGCGCUUCUUCCUGGAAGAGACUCUGGUUAAGAAGAACCUUAGCAGUGUUAAACGCAGUGUACUCGACUACUUCCUGUUUGCCGUCCUGGAUAAACAGAAACGUCAGGAGCUGGUACGCUUUGCCUAUCUUCACUUUGAGCCGAAGGAUAAGUUCAUGUGGUGUCCCAGAAAGAUUCAGAAACAAUUCAGGAAGGCAGAGAAAAGAUCUGACGCUGUUGGGAAUGGAGAUGGAAAGGAAGAAUUGUAUUCCCGGGGUAAAAACAAAGACGGAGAGCCAGUUGUGCCACAAAAAGAGGAUGGACCAGAUAAUGUUGCAAAAGCCCAGAAAGGAACUGAUAAAACUGCAAGUAAAGACAAAAACAAACUGUCUGAAGCAUCCCCGGAGCCAAAACCAGAAGCUGAGACUGCGGGAAAUGGAAAUUCAGAGGCUGAAUCUAAUAAUGAAAUAUUAGGGAAUGGAAAUGACUCUACAGAUGAUGUUGAUGAAAUGGAUCAGUCCCCCAGUCCUGACACUGUGAUGGCAAAAACUGAGCCCAGUGCAGACAGUGAGCUCAAAUUUACCGACAACUCAAAGGACACCAUGCAGGAACCAGACAACAUUAUGCAAACAGAUGGGGACAUUGACACUGAAAAACCACCGAAGAAGAAGAGAGAAGAUAACAAGGUGCUGCCAAGCAACGGCUCUGCUGGGGACUUGGCCAGCGGGCAGAUGGAGGAAAAAGCUGGUGCUAAUAAAGCCACUGGUCGAACAAGCCCGUCGGUGCAAACCCCCCUUAAGACUGCAAAACACUCGCCUUCUCUUUCAUCAGAGAGAGAGGAAAAAAUCCCAAGGACUGAUUUUAAUCAAGUGCCAGAUAAAAAGGAAGAAGAAGAAACGUUGCAGGCAAAUGUGUCGGCAACAAAUGGGUCACUGACAAGCGCUGACAAAGCCGCAGAUGAACAGACAAACGGGAAGGAGACUGAAGAUAUUGAUAUGGAAUCAAACCCCUCAAGCUCAGACCAAAAUGUGGGGAAUUCAUGAAUAAACUGGUUGACAGGACAAAAUACUGUAAUUGAGAAUAAAUUAAAUGUAAUAUAGGGACAGAGUAUGACUUAAAAAAGACUUUCUGGGCCUUAUUUCUACUAUGUUUGAUGUUUAGAUAUUGAUUCUUUUCACUUUGAAGGAGUAUGUGACUGAGUUUCUAAAUGACCAUCAGACAGUGUUAAAAGAUCAUUCUGGUGAUAUUCUAUAAUUUGUUGUAUUACUAUUAUCAACAAGUCCCAUGAAAAGACCAAAACCAACAAUGACUUCCUACCCCUCUGUGGCAUUCAGCCUCAAGCCCCAUUUAUUCACAAAGAGGACAUGAAUCUUUAAAAAGAAGUCAAACAAUAUGUAGUUAAAAUUUAAAAGGCUAAAUAAUCAUACAGCUGGGAACUGUAGUUUAUUUUAGCGAAUGUUACUCAAACAGGAGUAAAUAAUAGUUUUGUUGGGGGUCUAUUUCCAGUGGCUGAUUUUGGACUAUUUACAGCAGCAGGAUAGUGUGUUAUGAGAUCAACUCAGAAUGAACUACAGUGUGCAUGUUCACAGUGUUGAAGGAACAGAUCACUCAGUGUGGCCCACUGGUGUGUUUUAAUAGCUUUUGGUCAACAAUAGAGCUCUGCGGCACAGAGUAAUAAACUAUACAUACAGUACUUGUGAGCAGGAUUAUUUCAAUAUGGGUUUCAGUCUUGUCAUGGCAUUUCUUGACAAAAAAACAAACCUAUAGAGUAUUACCAGACUUUUCCUUUAUGGUAGUAAUAACUGAGACUGCAACUGAUAUUUAAUAUCUCUAUGGAAUACAUAAAGCACUAUUAUUAAUGUAUAUGAAUUAAUUGAUGGUUUCAGCCUUUUUAACACACUAAUACUUUCACAACAGAACCGUUUUUUUGCACUAAAAAAAAAAAAAAGAAUUGGAAGAGCUUUUUGUUUGUUUUUGUGUGAGUAAAGAUGUUCUGUACCGGUUUGUGUUACUGCUGGACCCCGCUGUUCAAAUGGAUUUAAGACUGAAUGUCUCUUUAAGUUAUAUUUCAAUAAUGUUGCACAAUCUGUAUGUUUUCAUGCAGAUGUGGGAAGAAGACUUUAUGAACAACUGAAAGCCUUGCCAAAAAUGUGAUUGACUGGUUGAUUGUACAAUAUGUUUGUCUUCUUGGCAGAAUUGAUAAAGCUUUGGCUAUAAUUCCAAGUCCAUUGUAUGUUAAUUUGAGACGGGUGCAGUCCAUGAAAAAUUCACAAGCCAGGGUGAUGAUAUCAUUGCAUCUUUUUAUAUUUGCACUUUCAUUAUUAAUUGUUUGAAGUUAAAAGUGGUAUUUACAUGACCAAAUUGUAAUAACUUUACAAAAGUGCUGAUUUCUUUAUAUAUGACUUGUGUCCCAACUAAAUACCUGGCUGUUUAAAAGCAGAAUAAAGUUCUA